This is a messenger RNA of Carica papaya (papaya), 291 nucleotides long. The record is from RefSeq and is a predicted model, not a curated record. NCBI's taxonomy places the organism in Eukaryota, Viridiplantae, Streptophyta, Magnoliopsida, Brassicales, Caricaceae.
AUGGCUAGAAUCUCACCACUCUCUAUGUCUCUCUUUCUCACUCUCAUUAUUUUUGGUACUACGGUGAAAGACUCAAAUGUCGGAGGAGAAGGAUCGCUUCGUCCGGAUCAAUGCUGCGAGGCAUGUGAUUAUCGAUGUUCGAACGCCCAUUAUCCGAAACGAUGCUUAUUCUACUGCGACAUGUGCUGCAAAAAAUGUUUGUGUGUUCCAUCAGGCACUUACGGCCACAAAGAAGAAUGUCCCUGCUAUAACAAUUGGAAAUCCAAACAAGGAAAACCCAAGUGCCCGUAG